Messenger RNA from Rosa rugosa (rugosa rose), 1470 nucleotides. RefSeq names its product protein FAR1-RELATED SEQUENCE 5-like. The record is from RefSeq and is a predicted model, not a curated record. Gene Ontology annotation, biological process: regulation of DNA-templated transcription. The coding region runs from base 1 to 1470 and encodes 489 amino acids. Lineage: Eukaryota; Viridiplantae; Streptophyta; Magnoliopsida; Rosales; Rosaceae. The transcript has 2 exons.
AUGAAUUUAUGGUCAGAUUCAUGUUCUGCUGAGACCACCAAUGUGUACACUCCUCAAGUAGCAGAUGUGUUGAAGCCUGCAAAAAGCCUUGAAUUUAGAACACUAGAUGAAGUUUUUGAAUUUUACAACAAGUAUGCUUUUGAAGCUGGGUUUAGUGUUCGGAGAAGUACUACUGCCAGGAGUAAAGAUGGUUCUGAAAUUAUAAGACAAGAAUUUUGUUAUCGCAAAGAAGGGCAUACAAAGAAGAAAAUGCCUCAGCCAAAAAGACGGAAAGGGAUUAUAAGAACAGGUUGUCUAGCAAAGAUUGCAGUUGUGAAGAGAUCUAGCAUAUAUGUAGUCACCCAAUUUACGGAGGCUCAUAACCAUCCUUUGACAACUCCAGAGAGAGUUCAUUUGUUACCAUCUCAUCGUCAAGUUUCAAAUGCUACCAAAUGCUUAACCAUGGAACUUGGAUUGGUAAAUAUUCCUACCCACCAACAAAUCAGUUUGCUUGAAGUUCAAUCAGGAGGAAUUGAGAAUAUGGGUUGCACAGGGAAAGAUAUAUACAAUUAUGGAAGAGAUAAGAGAGAAGAGUUGAAGGGACAUGAUGGAGAUAUGUUGUAUGCUCAUUUUUUAUCACAGCAGGAGAAGAAUUCAUUUUUCACUUUCAAGAUAGAGGAAGACAAUGAAAAUAGAAUCAAACAUUGUUUUUGGGCAGAUGCGACCUCCAGGAGGGCUUAUAGUUUCUUUGGGGAUGUAGUUAUCUUUGAUACAACAUACAACACUAACAAAUAUCGGCUGAUAUUUGCACCACUAUUAGGGGUUAACCACCAUGGCCAGACUAUUAUGUUUGGUUGUGCAUUCUUAGGUGAUGAAUCCACAGAGUCGUUUGUUUGGCUACUCAAUACAUUCUUAGAAGUAAUGCCAGGAGGAAGUCCCCCAAAAAUGAUAAUUACUGAUCAAGAUCCUGCUAUGAAGAUUGCCAUUGCCCAAGUUCUUCCUAACACAUUCCAUAGGUAUUGCAGCUGGCACAUAUUAAAUAAGUUUUCUGAAAAGAUAGGUGCUGUCAAAUGUAAUGAUUAUUAUGAUGCCUUUAGAAGCUGUGUAUGGAACUCGGAGAUGACAGGAGAAUUUGAUAAGAAGUGGAAGGAAGUUGUUGAGAGGAGUAGCUUAAGUGACAAUGGAUGGCUUCAAUCAAUUUAUGACAUUCGAGCAUCAUGGGUGCCUGCAUACUGUAAUCACAUUUUCUCGGCUGGAAUGUCAAGUAGCCAACGUGCUGAAAGUUGUCAUUCAUUUUUCAAGAACUAUGUUGACCACAAAAAUUCAUUACUAGACUUUGUGAUUCGCUUUAAUAGAGGACUUGUACAUCAACGUCAUCAAGAGUUAGUUUCUACCCAUAUUGAUGCGAAUGAAGAGCCUCAAUUGAAUACUCCUCAUCCUAUGGAAUCUCAAAUGUCUGGAAUUUAUACUCGUGCAUGUUUCAACUUAUGA